AUUGCACAGGGCUAUAACCAAUCACGAACUCAACAAGAUUAAGGUUCUUUUAGAAAUGAAAUAUGACGUUAACCUUGGAGGAUACGAAGGUAAAACACCGCUAGGUCUUGCGGCAGAAAAGGGCUACGAAACUAUUGUCAAAUUUCUACUGGAGAAGAACGCAAUGGUUGAUAAAAAAGACUUUUUCGAGGAUGCUCCAAUCCAUUAUGCAGCUUACAAUGGAAAAUCCGAAGUAGUUAAGAUACUUCUAGAUCACGGCGCUGAUGUCAAUAGUAAGGGGAAAUUUGGUGAAAGACCGCUACAUAUAGCAGCGAGGAAAGGCUACGUAACUAUUGUGAAGUUACUACUUUCAAGAAGUGCAAGUGUGGAUUUAAAAACCGAUCUUGAUAGUGGAAUACGAAGUGAUCCAAAGUACGUUGGUGCAUCCAUUGAUUAUCAUUCCAUCGAUAAUAGUAAUUUUGGUGAAACACCUUUACACAUGGCUGCUAGGAACGGUCACGAAGCUAUUGUAAAUUUACUACUCUUUACUAACGCUAGUGUGGAUAUAAAGAACCAAAUUGGUAUGACGCCUUUAUAUAUUGCAGUAGUGCAAAAGAAACUUAACAUUACUAAAACUCUUAUCGCUCACGGAGCUGAUGUUAAUGUUCAAGGAAAUACUGGAAUGACACCUUUGAUGGUUGCUGCAAUGAAUGGCGAUGAAGGUAUUGUAAAUUUAUUAGUAUCGAAAAAUGCUACGCUAGAAACAAAAGACUACAGUAACAAUGGAGCCAUACACUAUGCAGCUUUGAAUGGAAGCCUUCCAGUGAUCAUGGCUCUUCUCGAUCAUGGGGCAGAUGGUAAUAGCAAAGGGACAAAUGGUAAAACACCUUUAAGUUUUGCGCUUAGGACCAGAAAAGAAGAGCGGAUAGAUCAAAAGGAAGGAUACUAUUCGAUUGAUAAAUCGACCAUUUGUGAUCUGAAAAAAUCAAAUUAUUUCGAUUGUGAAAAUGUUAAUAUUAUUCAAAAUGAAGGAUUGCGUAUAAAAAGGAACAUGCGCAAUGAUCCUCCGUUGCAUGUUGCUGUAAGAAACGCCAACUUCUUGAAGGUUACUAAACUUAUUUCUGAAGGCGUUGAUGUUAAUAUGAAAGGAAUAGAAAAUAAAACACCGCUUCAUAUAGCUACCGAGAAAGGUUAUGAAAUGACUAUGAAAUAUCUGUUGUUGAAUAAUGCAAGUAUGGAUGAAAGAGACAUUCGUAACGACGCUCCAAUACAUUAUGCUGCAUACAAUACAAAACUUAACUUGAUUAAGAUACUUCUUGACCACGGUGCUAGAAUCGAUAGUAAGGGAAAAUAUGGCGAAACAGCGCUACACAUUGCAACUAAGAAGGAACACGAAAGAAUGGUAAAAUUACUGCUGUUCAAAAACGCUAGUGUAGAUAUAAAAAACCAGAUUGGUUUGACCCCUUUGCAUUUAUCAAUAAUUCAAAAGAAUCUUGAAAUCACUAAAUCUCUUAUUGGCCGUGGAGCCAUUGUUAAUGUUCAGGGAAAUAAUGGAAUGACACCUUUGAUGGUCUCUGCUUGGAACGGUGCUGAAGCAAUUGUGAAUUUACUUAUUUCUAAAAACGCUACUCUAGAAACAAAAGACAAUAGUAACAAUUCUGCCAUACACUACGCAGCUCUGAGAGGAAACAUGAGAAUAGUCAAUUCUCUUCUCGAUCGUGGGGCAGAUGUCAAUAGUAAAGGAGUAAAUGGUAAAACACCUUUAAGUUUCGCGGUUUGGGGGAACAAAGAGUAUUUGAAAAUGUCGCUGAACAAAAUAAUUACAGGUCAGGACUCGAUUGAAACAGUAAAUCCUGUGACAGAAAAUGAGAUUAUCGCAGUUAUGAAAACCCUUCUGGAACAUGGCGCCGAUGUGAGUUCUCCAAAUAACCUCGAUCAAACUGUACUCCAUGAAGCUGCUGCACUUGGUAACGCUGAGAUUGUCCGUUAUCUGAUAUCUCAGAAAGCAAAUUUCAGUACCGAAGAUUAUGUCUGCUUCACUCCUCUACAGUGGGCAGCUAAUAAUGGACAUGUUGAUGUGAUAAAGAGCUUGUUAGAAGCCGGAGACGACAUAAACAGAAGAGGUUGUAAUAAUGUAACAGCAUUACAUUUAGCAAUAAAAAGAAAUGACACUGAGUUCAUCAAAUUUCUUUUAUCCAAGAAUGCAGAUCCAAAUAUAAUGAGCGAAGAUGGGAGAACGCCUUUAGACCUUGCUUUUCAAAUAUCCUCUGAAGAAAUUUUAAUGUUACUCCUCGAUCACGGAGCGAAAAUAGAAAAUAAUAGUCUAAUAGGAGCAAAAGUUCUUUUUGAUGCUGUCGUUAAAAAAUCAUUGGAUAUAAUUUAUUCUUUGAUAGAUAGUGUAAAACAAAUUGACACUUAUCCCACAGUUAUACUCAAUUAUGCCAUUAGAAAUAGUUUUUAUGAUUGUGUGCAUUUAUUCAUCUCGUCCGGAGCCAAUAUAGAGAAGAAAGACAUCCAUGGUAAUCAUCCACUUUCUUCAGCUGUUAUGUCGAAAAAUUUUGAUAUAGUUAAAUUGAUUUUGAAAACAGCAGCGUACCAAAUGAGUAAGACGGAUUUCCAAACUUUUAUAGAUGCAGAUUGUAAUGUGAAGUUUGUGUUUAAUUCUUCAGAAAAAAUAGUAGAGUAUCGCAAAUUUGUUGCGUUACAUAUUGCUUCCAAACUUGGUCUCACGGAAAUCGCGAAACUGUUGAUAUCAUACAGUGCUUCGUUGGAUGUUAGAGAUGUACAAGGAUAUACGCCGCUCCAUUACGCCUGUGAGGAGGGGCACGUGGAGUUAGUGAAACUUCUUUUGGAAUCCGAAGCCGAUAAAGAUACUCUCAGUUUGGAUGGAACCACGCCAUUACAAAUCGCUUGCAGGCUAAGUCAGUUCGAAAUUGUUAAAUUACUACUUUCUGAUCCGCCAGCAUUCAUCAAUCUAGCGAAUAAUACAGGCUACAGUCCACUACACUUCGCUGCAAUGACUGCAUCUCAUGAAAUAGUCAGUUAUUUACUUGCCAAUGGCGCUAACAAAGAAUUUAGGACUGACGACCUCAAAACUCCAUUACAUUUAGCUUCUCUCAUGGGUCAAAAGCACGCCGUCAAUAUAUUAUUGAGAAAAGGAGCCAACGAAGAAGCAUCCGACAUCGAUGGUAUGACGCCAUUGCAUUUAGCUGUAAAAGAAGGACACGCAAAGGUAGUCGGCUUCAUGCUUAAGUCCGGUGCUUUCGUCAACAGCAGAAACAAAAAUGGCAGCACCCCACUUCAUCUGGCAAGCGGAAGUAAAAUAAACUUUUCCAAGGAUUUAACCAAUGUUAUUAUUUCUUCUUUGAUCUUGCAUGGUGCAAAUGUUAACUCACUCGACUUCAAACACAUGACUCCAUUACAUGUUGCGGCUAGAGAAAAUUCUACAGAGUCUUUGGAAUUCCUUCUUUCUUAUAAAGCAGACCUAUUUCGUAGGGACACGUCACUCAAUCAACCAAUCCAUUACGCGGCAUUGAACGGGAAUUAUGAUGUAGUGCUUCAUAUACUUUAUGUUCAAAAAGGGAUAACUCUUAGUAUGUCUGUGAACGGUGUUCAAGAGACGCCUUUGUUUUUAGCCGCAAGAGAAGGCCACGCUGAUGUUGUCGCAUUACUUUUACGUGCUGGAGUCGAAGGUCUUCAGCCUGACUUCCAUGGAAGGACUGCUUUGCACCGCGCAGCUGGCAGAGGUCACAUAGAAGUAGUUAAAAUCCUUCGCCGAGCACUUUUAAAUAAAGAUAAGGUAGACAAAUGGGGCUUCACAGCGUUGAACUAUGGUGCGUCUUGGAAAGGACACCAAGAAGUUAUAGGAUAUCUUUCCACUACUCAAUUGGACAUCACGCGAUCAUAUUAUUUAAAUAUAUCAAAUCCUUUGCAACGUAACCAGAUGCUCCCAAAAAUUAUUCAUAUACCUAAGUUCCCUGGUAAUAGAGAAAUACUUCAAAUUGAGGACAAAGGUAAAUCGCAUGUGCUACAUGAAGAGUUCGAUAGUCGAUUGCGCAGAGAUAUUUGGCGAGGGGAAGAUUCUCUAUUGCACACGGCCAUAACCAAUCACGACCUCGACAAGAUUAAGGAUCUUUUAGAAAUUAAGUAUGACGUUAACCUUGAAGGAUACGAACGUAAAACACCGCUAGGUCUUGCGGCAGAAAAGGGCUACGAAACUAUUGUCAAAUUUCUACUGGAGAAGAACGCAAUGGUUGAUAAGAAAGACUUUUUCGAGGAUGCUCCAAUCCAUUAUGCGGCUUACAAUGGAAAAUCCGAAGUAGUUAAGAUACUUCUAGAUCACGGCGCUAAUGUCAAUAGUAAGGGGAAAUUCGGUGAAAGACCACUACAUAUUGCUGCGAGGAAAGGCUACGAAACAAUCGUGAAGUUACUACUUUCAAGGAAUGCAAUUGUGGAUUCAAUAAACAAUCUUGAUAGUGGUAUAAGAAGCGAUCCAAGGUAUAUCUUUUCAUCCAUCGAUUAUCAUUCCAUCGAUAAUGGCAAUUUUGGUGAAACACCUUUACACAUGGCUGCUAGAAACGGUCACGAAGCUAUUGUAAAUUUACUGCUCUCGACUAACGCUAGUGUAGAUUUAAAGAACCAAAUUGGUAUGACCCCUUUAUAUAUUGCAGUGGUGCAAAAGAAACUUAACAUCACUAAAACUCUUAUCGCUCACGGAGCUGAUGUUAAUGUUCAAGGAAAUACUGGAAUGACACCUUUGAUGGUUGCUGCAAUGAAUGGCGAUGAAGGUAUUGUAAAUUUAUUAAUAUCGAAAAAUGCUACGCUAGAAACAAAAGACUACAGUAAUAAUGGAGCCAUACACUAUGCAGCUUUGAAUGGAAGCCUUACAGUGGUCAACGCUCUUCUCGAUCAUGGAGCAGAUGGAAAUAAUAGAGGAGUAAAUGGUAAAACACCAUUAAACUUUGCGCUCCGGACAAAAAAGAAAGUAACGAAGACAUAUUUGGUGGAAGAUGAAUCAACUGUUUUAAAAAAGAAAUAUAAAGAGAUGACUUGGGUGAAUUCUAUUUUAGAAAACGAAAUAUCUACUGUGAUGAAAACUCUCAUGGAACACGGGGCUGAAGUGAAUUCACAAGAUAUCCUGGACCAAACAGUGCUGCACGAAGCUGCUGCACUGGGAUAUCCUGGAGUUGUCGGCUAUCUGGCAUCUGAGGGAGCCAAUUUCAGCGUCGAAGAUUACGUUUGCUUCACCCCACUCCAAUGGGCUGUCUACAAUGGAAAUGUCGACGUUAUAAAAACCUUGUUUAGAUAUGGUGAUGACGUCAAUAGGAGAGGGUGUAACAAUAUAACAGCAUUGCAUUUAGCUAUUACGGCUAACAAUACUGACAUGAUUAAAUUUCUUUUGUCUAAGGAUGCAGAUGUUAAUGUGAUGAGUGAAGAUGGAAGGACGCCUCUAGAUUUAGCCUUUCAAAGUUCAUCUAAAGAAUAUUUGAAAUUUCUUCUUAAUAAUGGUGCGAAAUUGGAAGAUAAUACUUUCGUAGGAUCAAAAGUUCUUUUUGACGCUGUUGCGGAAAAAUCAUUGGAUAUCUUGCAUCUUUUGGUAGGCAGUGUUAAAAAUAUUCACUCAUAUCCUACAGUUAUACUUAAUUAUGCUAUUAGAAAUAGUUUUUAUGAUGGUGUCCAUCUACUAAUUACUUUCGGAGCCAAUAUAGAGCAGAAAGACAUCCAUGGUAAUCUUCCUCUUUCUUCAGCUGUUAUGUCGAAAAGUGUGGAUAUGGUAAAGUUGAUUCUGGAUACAGCAACAGACAAAAUUGUUAAAGAGAAUUUCCAAACAUUUAUAGAUGCAAAUAGUGAUGUGAAGUUUGUUUUUAAUUUCUCGGAAAGUAAUUAUGAAAAAAUCGAAGAAUACCCUAAAUUUACAGCACUGCACAUUGCUUCCAAACUAGGACUCACAGAAGUUGCGAAACUGUUAAUAUCACACAGACCUUCAUUGGAUGUUAGAGAUAUACAAGGAUAUACACCACUGUAUUAUGCCUGUGAGGAGGGGCAUGUCGAGGUAGUGAAGCUUCUUUUGAAUUCUGGAGCCAAUAAGGAUUCUGCUGGUUUCAACGGCACAACUCCAUUACACGUAGCCUGCAAGCGAAGUCAUUUUGCAAUUGUCGAAUUAUUACUUUCCAAUCCUCCAGCUGCUGUAAAUCUUGCGGACAAUGUUGGAUAUACGGCACUGCACUUUUCUGCCGUUAGCGGAUCUUUGCAAAUUUCCGAGAUGUUACUGAAGCUCGGAGCAAACAUGGAGGCUGAAACUGACGACCUAAAAACUCCAUUACACUUCGCCUCUCUGGAGGGUCAUAAGGAAAUCGUAGAAAUUUUAUUGAACACAGGAGCUGAUAAUGAAGCAACUGACAUUGAUGGUAUGAAGCCAUUGCACUUCGCCGCAAGAAACAGAUACUUGGAAAUAAUCGAUUUGAUACUUCAUUCUGGAGCUCUUGUAAAUAUCGGGAACAAAAACGGCAGCUCACCGCUCCAUCUGGCUUGCGGGAAUACCACCAAGUCAAGACAAACAGAAAUUGGUGUUGUCCGCUCUUUGGUAAUGUUUGGUGCGAAUAUCGAUCAAAUAGACAACAACCAAAUGACGCCAUUACAUGUUGCGUCUCGGGACAAUUCCUCAGGAUGUGUAGAAAUCCUUUUAACUGAAGAAACCGAUUUAUUCAGCAGGGACUUCUUGUUCAAUCAACCUAUACAUUACGCUGCAUUAAAUGGGCAUUAUAAAAUAGUCCUUAUGUUACUCAGUCACCAGAAAGGAAUUAUCCUGGGAAUGUCUGUGAAUAAUAAUCACGAAACUCCUUUGAUAUUAGCUUCGAGGGAAGGACACGCUGAUGUCGCAGCGCUGCUUUUACAGUUCGGAGUCGAAGGUUUCCAGCCUGAUGUCAAUGGAAGAACUCCUCUUCACCGAAGUGCUAGCAGAGGUCACUACAAAAUAGUCAAACUUCUUCGCCAAGGCCUUCUAAAUAUAGAAAAGACAAAUAAAUGGGGCUUUACUGCUUUGAACUACGCCGCGUCAUGGAGAGGAUACCAGGAGGUUAUAGGGUAUCUUUCCACAACCCAACUGAAUCUCACCUUAUCACAGUAUGUAAACAAAACGAAUCCUAUUCAUCAAAGUUUAUUUGAAGAAAAAAUACCAAAACUAUCAAACCUUCCUGGAAUAACAUUAGGAACACCUUUAUCUUUUAUUGAUUAUUCCUAUGAUAACAACUAAUAAAAUUAUUUUUAAAAAAUCAAUAAAUAAUAAUAAUCCCAAAGAGGUUUGAAUCACUUUUAUGUCUCUACCGAUUUACACGACAAAUCGAUUAUUUAUUUGACUAUCGAUUACCUGACUACUAUUAUUGACUUUUAAGAGUUGACAUUGAUUUCAUAAAGAAAACUAAACCGCUAUACAUUAUUACACAAUGGUUUAUCAUUUUCAAUCAAUUAUACAUCAAAAGUAACAUCUCUUUCCUCCUGACAUAAAGGAAAAUUAAAUAAAAGGCGAU
Molecule: messenger RNA, 7505 nt
Organism: Nezara viridula (southern green stink bug)
Lineage: Eukaryota; Metazoa; Arthropoda; Insecta; Hemiptera; Pentatomidae
Source: the annotation of a GenBank genome assembly